Messenger RNA from Eufriesea mexicana, 3457 nucleotides. Its product is annotated as breast cancer type 2 susceptibility protein. Gene Ontology annotation, biological process: double-strand break repair via homologous recombination; regulation of DNA-templated transcription. The record is from RefSeq and is a predicted model, not a curated record. The transcript has 12 exons. Gene Ontology annotation, cellular component: nucleus. Lineage: Eukaryota; Metazoa; Arthropoda; Insecta; Hymenoptera; Apidae. Bases 50 to 3457 code for a protein of 1135 amino acids.
AAUAUCAGUUUAUUUAAUAUAUUGUUCGGAUUAUAGAAGUUAAAUAGAUAUGAAUAUUGAUAAAAAAAAUGAUGGAUUGUCGUUUGGCUUUUCUACCGCCAGUGGUAGUUCCAUUAAUGUAUCCGAAAAAGCUUUGUUAAAAGCGAAGAAACUUUUUGCUGACGAACUUGAAGAUAUUGACAAUCAUGAAGAAGCAUCCAAAACUGAAAAUGAAAUUAAUGUGCUUAAUAUACAAUCACCAAAUGUUGGAUUUCCAAAUAUUGGAUUUCAAACUGCAAGUGGUCAACACGUGAAUGUGUCUAAUGACGCAUUAUUAAAAGCUAAAAAAUUAUUUCAGGAAGAAAUUUCUGAAGAUUUUAUCAGUAUCCCUGAAUUACCUAAACCAUUUCCGAAACGAAAAAAUAUAGAUUCAAACGAUGAUGUGCCUUUAAAAAAACAAACAAAAUCUAACCAAUUUAAAAAGUUACGAUUUAGUAAUGAAUUUCAAGUUCCAAAAACAGUUUAUAAGAACUUAGCAAGUAUUAAAGAAAAGGAAAAUCAAAGCAUAUCAUUAAUAUCUGUACAAGGUUCAACUUCAAACUAUGAUACUGAUAAAUUAGGUAAUAAGAUUGAUGAAAUUGAUAUAAGUAAAAAAAGUAAUGAAAUAGCAGAUAAUUCUUUAAUUUCACAUGAAAUUGUAGCUAGUGCAGUUGCACUUCUAGCUGAUGAAAAAGAUUCAGAUUUUACAGAGCAAUGGAUGUCUCCUAAGGAAAUUAAAGAAGGUGAAGAGAUUGCAAAUGUUCCAUCUAGUCCUGUAAUAGGAGGACAAUUUAUACCUAAAAGACGAAAAAGUACAGGAAGUAAAAAAAGAAGUAUAAAUAUUUCAAAACAUAAAAAAGAUAAAUCAGUGUGUAUAAAUAAUGUAAAAGAAUUAGACAUUAAUUGUACAAGUUCAGAUAAAUGUGUAAAUAAGAAAAGUAAAUAUUUAUUAGAAAAACAAAAAUCAACAGAUGAAGGAAAUAAAUGUGAUUAUGUGGUUGCUACUGAUUUUGGUGACACACAAUUAAUGUUAGAUUUUAUAAAUCAAUCUGUAACUAUAUUAGAGAAACGUAUAGAAGCCACUUUAGAACAAGAUAAACAAAUUAGUUUGAAGCAAAUAAAUAAGCCUAAACCAACAAUCAGUAAAUUAUAUUUUCUUAAAAAAAGUAAUGCUAAUCGUGUAUCUUGGAAAGAAAUUAGUAAAGGAGCAAAACCUAUACAAUGUAGUUAUGAAGAGCUUAUUAAAAAAAAAUUACCUCCUGAAAUUAUGGAUAUAACAGCUGAUAAUGCAAUACUGUAUAAGUUUCGAUGUGCAGAUUUCUAUGGGCAAGAUACUGUGCAAAAUAAUAUUGAUGGUAUAAAAUUAGAGGAUGGAGCAUGUUUGAUUUUGGAUGAAAAUGGAUAUGCAGGGAUAACAGAAAUUAAGAGAUCUUUUUUAGCGUGUCCAGGUGUAGAUCCUAAUUUAUUUCCCACUGGAUGGGUAGAAAAUCAUUACAAAUGGAUUGUAUGGAAAUUAGCAUCAAUAGACAGAAUAAAAUUAGGUUCUGUAUCUUUGCCAAGAUUCUUAACUCCUGUUAGAGUAAUGAUGGAAUUAAAAUACCGAUAUUAUAGAGAAAUUGAUAGAGUUCAAAGAUCAGCUUUAAGAAAAAUUUUAGAAAAAGAUGAUAUUGCAACAAAAAGAAUAAUUUUAUGUGUCUCCUCCAUAACUGAGUAUGAUGAUUCAGUUACUGUAAAUAAAAGUCCUAAUCAAACGAAAACACCAUGUAAAAAAUUGUUGGUAACAGACGGAUGGUAUAGUAUUCAAGCUUUAAUUGAUCAAGCAAUGAUUAAACAUAUAAUUUCUGGGAAAGUUAAAGUAGGAACAAAAUUAUUAACAUAUGGAUCUGAAUUGUUAAAUUGUGAUGAAGGUUGCUCACCUUUGGAAAUUCCAGAGAAUGUAUGUUUAAAAUUGCAUACAAAUUCAACAAGAAGAGCAAGGUGGGAUACAAAGUUAGGCUACAUGAAACCACCAGGACCAAUAUGCAUUAAAUUGAAUACAAUUUAUUCAAAUGGUGGGUUAAUUGGAAAGAUUAAAGUUACUGUUGCUAGAGUGUAUCCAAUUUUAUACCAUGAGAAAACUUCAACAGGAGAGUCUAUUUUUCGAAAUACUAGAUGUGAAGAAAAAGCUAACAUUAUCUAUGAAAAAGAAUGUCGAUCAAUUAUAGAAGCAUUCUAUGCUAAAGCAGAGAAGUAUUUUCAUACUGAUAAAAGAAAAAGUAAUGUAAAUACAGAUAGUAUUGAUUUAGCAGCAAUUGAAUGGAAUGAAGAUUGUGAAAAAUUAUCUAAAGAGGAAUUUCUUUCAGAUCAAGAGCUUGAGCAAUUAAAAAAUAAUUGCCGUAUUAAGGAAGAAACAUUUAGACGAAAAUUAGAGCUUCAAUUACAGGAAAAUAUACCCCCGCCACGACAGGUUACACCUCUUUUAAAAAUUCGCAUAGUUCAAGAUGAGACAAAUGCUAUUCUUUCAAUUUGGUCUCCUAGUGAAGAUGUUAGAGAUAUUUUAAAAGAAGGAAAUUAUAUAUCAGUAUGUAACGUUCUGCCCUCGACAAAAAGAGGUAAUGAAUUGCAUCUAACUGCCAGUCGAACUGCAUUAUUUAGUCAAAUAAACGUAUAUAAUAUGAAUUUUCCUCAGAGAAUGUAUACAGCAUUAUAUGAUAUAAGUAAGUCAACUUUUACUCCAGUUUAUGGAGAAUUUGAUACAGUAGGAAUUGUUGUUUGUAUUGGAAAUGAACCGUAUGGUAUGAAAAAUUUUCAAGCUGUAUACUUGGCAUAUCCACAUACGGAUUCACAAUCUUCAUAUUUAUCAAUAUUAUUUUGGCACGGGAUAUCCUCUCACGGAUAUGCGGAAAUUUUGACUGCAGGAUCUUUUAUUGCUUGUAGCAAUUUAGAAUGGCGUCGAGCUACAUCGUGGAAUAUACCAAUGGCAUAUUGCACAGAACGAAGUACUUUCACGCGUAAUCCACGGCACAAUCAUCUUCAGCAACCUUUUAUUGAAUUAACACGUUUAAUAACGGAUGCUAAUACAUAUAUAGAAACAUGUGCAGUGGAAAUUUCAGAACAAAUACAAAAAAAGUCAGUGACAAGAAUAUCAGAUCAAUACACGGAUAAAAAUAAUUUUAAUAAAAUUACAAUGAAUGAAAAUAUUAAUUCUGACAAACAAUUUAAUGAUUAUGUACCUCAAGAAAAUGCAGGAAGAAAUUUAAUUACUAAUCAACCAGUGAAAUCUGCAGCUAUACGAAAACGACUUGAAAAAUUACAAUGUUAUGGCGAACCAUCUAGUCUAUCUCCAAUCAUAAUUAAUAAUAGUUCCAAACGAGUAUCAUCAGAGUUUCAAUCCCCCUUGCAAUCAAUAAAAGAAAAACAUUUAUCAUUGAAUUCAAAAUUUAUGCAAACUCCCAGAUGA